Messenger RNA from Corythoichthys intestinalis (scribbled pipefish), 1869 nucleotides. RefSeq names its product renin binding protein (gene renbp). The transcript is spliced from 11 exons. Gene Ontology annotation, molecular function: peptidase inhibitor activity; N-acylglucosamine 2-epimerase activity. The coding region runs from base 150 to 1361 and encodes 403 amino acids. The record is from RefSeq and is a predicted model, not a curated record. Gene Ontology annotation, biological process: N-acetylmannosamine metabolic process; N-acetylglucosamine metabolic process; carbohydrate metabolic process. NCBI's taxonomy places the organism in Eukaryota, Metazoa, Chordata, Actinopteri, Syngnathiformes, Syngnathidae.
GCUUCUGGUUGUUUGCGUAAUCACGUGACAGCCCCAGCGCGUCUCUGUGAUCAGUGUGCGCGCAGCCGGAGCUGUGGCGGUCACAUACGGGCUUUCCUGGAGAGUUCCACAUCACGUUUGUCCUGUGGUUCUUUCAGUAGAAAGUCACAAUGCCUGUGGUGAAACUGGAGGAGUGUCGAGAGAAGAUUUACAAAGAGCUGAACAACGUUGUGGACUUUUGGCUGAAAUACUCCCAUGACACCACUUAUGGGGGCUUCUUUAAUUGUAUUGGAAAGAAUGGGACCGUUUAUGAUGAGCUGAAGUAUGUCUGGUUGCAGGGUAGACAAGUUUGGAUGUACUGUCGCUUAUAUAGGACAAUGGAUAGAUUCCACAGACCUGAAAUCCUCGAAGCAGCCAAAGCUGGAGGAACUUUCCUCAGGAAGUUUGCUCGUGUUUCUAGUGCCAGCGGUCAGAUGAAAUGUGCCUUCUGUUUAACACGAGAUGGGAAAGCAGUAAAAAUACAGAGGACCAUAUUCAGUGAAUGUUUCUACAUCAUGGCCUUAGAUGAGCUGAGCAGAGUUACUGGUGACAAGGAGAUGCAGCAAGAGGCUGAACAGAUGAUGGCACAGCUCAUCUUCUGGGUUCAGGUUGACCCAACAGGUUUGGGCAGACCCAUGCUACCAGGUGACAUGCCCACCAACAGCAUGGCUGUCCCAAUGAUGCUUAUGUGCCUAGUGCAACAACUCACUGAAGGCCGUGGUGAGGAGGCAGUCCUGAAGUAUAAAAAGUUGAGCAGCUGGUGUGUGCAGCAGAUUGUCCAACAUGUUCAGAGAGAUGGCACAGCUAUCUUAGAAAAUGUGUCAUUGGAGGGGAGAGAGCUGCCAGGUUGUCAAGGCCGGCUACAGAAUCCAGGCCAUGCCUUGGAAGCAGGCUGGUUCCUGCUUGAAUACGCGUCUCAAUGGGAGGACAAGGAGCUGCAGGACACAGCCAUCAAUAAAUUUGUGGAGUUACCCUUCCAGAUUGGCUGGGAUAAGGAGCAUGGAGGCCUCUUCUACUUCCUGGAUGUGGAUGGACACUCUCCCACUCAGUUGGAGUGGAGUAUGAAACUGUGGUGGCCUCACUGUGAGGCUCUCAUCGCCUUCCUCAUGGCCUACAGCAAAACAAAAAGGCCUGGACUAUUGGAGAGAUUCUCUCAGGUUUAUGACUACACCUUCAGCCAUUUUUCUGAUGACGAACAUGGUGAAUGGUUUGGCUAUCUGUCACAAGAUGGAAAAGUAGUUCUGGAUUUCAAAGGAGGCCCUUAUAAAGGGUUUUUCCAUCUCCCACGCUGCCUGUAUAUGUGCGAGCGUAUUCUGGAUGAUCUGAUAGAUAAUGUGGCGUAAGCAUUCUCUGCACUGUGAAAUUGGGAAACAUUUUACAUUUCUUGUAAAUCAAAAUUUGAAUGUAUUUUUAAAGCAUUUUAGCAUUAUUAAUCACUCUUUAAAUACAGAUUAUGAAAUAAAAUACUCCUCUUAUUAGUCUGUCCAUCCAUUUUAUGCACCACUUGUAUUAUUCAGGGAUUUAAAAAGCUGGGGCAGAUGCCACCGGUACUUGGGCAAGAGGCAGGGUACAUUCUGGACCAGUUAUUUUAGAGGAGUCCAGAAAGUAAACAAAUUCAAUGUUACAUGAAAGACUAAUACGUAAUUGUUUUUGUUGUCAGAAAAAGGAACACUCUGAGGCUGUCUCUUUUGAAGUGGGAAAUACAGUUAAGGAAUUAAAAAAUUAACCUUUCAUUUAUUCCUCUUUCAAGUCCAUUCAAUUCAGGGGCUGUAUUUUAGAAGCCCUUUCUCAAUUAUGUGUCAUCAUGUGUGUUUGUCUUCUUUAGCAAUAAAAACAUGGCAUAAACGGGUU